This is a messenger RNA of Pelobates fuscus (common spadefoot toad), 15922 nucleotides long. It is a transcript of the gene PLEC, whose product is annotated as plectin. Lineage: Eukaryota; Metazoa; Chordata; Amphibia; Anura; Pelobatidae. Gene Ontology annotation, cellular component: cell junction; membrane; cytoplasm. Gene Ontology annotation, biological process: intermediate filament bundle assembly; wound healing. The transcript is spliced from 37 exons. Gene Ontology annotation, molecular function: protein binding; keratin filament binding; structural molecule activity. The record is from RefSeq and is a predicted model, not a curated record. The coding region runs from base 56 to 13897 and encodes 4613 amino acids.
CCUUCGCAGAGAUGGAUUUCCUGCAGGGAUCUUGGAUGCUGAUGCUGCGGAGCUGAUGUCCCUGGACAGGAAGGAGAGAGCGAGGAUGGCAGAGGACACUUCCAGUGCCAGCAGUGGGUCGCCCACUCCAGGUGACACCCUGCCCUGGAAUCUGUCCAAAAACCAGCUGGUUAAGAGGUCCUCCUCAGCAUCUGGUGGUGGGACUGUGCUGGACGCGGCUGAGAGGGCAGUAAUCAGGAUUGCAGAUGAAAGGGAUCGGGUGCAAAAGAAAACAUUUACCAAAUGGGUAAACAAACAUCUAAUUAAGCACUGGAGGGCAGAGGCCCAGCGUCAUGUGAACGAUUUGUAUGAAGAUUUGCGAGAUGGACACAAUCUUAUCUCGCUCCUGGAGGUGUUAUCCGGAGAGACCCUGCCGAGGGAGCGUGACGUUAUCAGGAACUUGCGGUUGCCCCGGGAAAAAGGUCGAAUGCGUUUCCACAAACUGCAGAAUGUACAGAUUGCUCUGGAUUUCCUGAAACUGAGACAGGUCAAAUUGGUAAACAUCAGAAAUGAUGACAUUGCAGAUGGGAACCCCAAACUGACAUUGGGCCUGAUAUGGACAAUAAUCCUACACUUCCAGAUUUCAGAUAUCCAGGUCACCGGUCAAUCAGAGGACAUGACGGCCAAGGAGAAGCUGCUCCUCUGGUCCCAGCGUAUGGUGGAGGGUUACCAGGGUCUGCGGUGUGACAACUUCACUGUCAACUGGAGAGACGGGCGCCUCUUCAAUGCCGUCAUCCACCGACACAAACCCAUGCUGAUUGAUAUGAACAGAGUAUACCGCCAGAGCAACCUGGAGAAUCUGGAUCAAGCUUUCAACGUAGCUGAGAAGGAGCUUGGCGUCACUAGACUUCUGGACCCAGAGGAUGUUGAUGUGCCACAACCUGAUGAGAAAUCGAUUAUCACAUACGUGUCCUCUUUGUAUGAUGCCAUGCCCAGAGUUCCUGAUGUACAGGAUGGUGUGAGGGCAAACGAGUUGGAGUUGUGGUGGCAUGAGUACUAUGAGAGGGUGACCGUGCUCCUCCAGUGGAUCCACCAUUACACCAUCAUCUUCGAGGAGAGGAGAUUCCCAGCCAGCUAUGAGGAGAUUGAGAUCCUGUGGCGGCAGUUUCUGAAGUUUAAAGAGACUGAGCUCCCCAGUAAGGAGGCUGAUAAAAAUCAGACCAAGCAGCAGUACCAGACCUUGGAGGGUGCAGUCAAGUCAGGUCAACUAAAGAUGCCACCUGGCUACCACCCAUUGGAUGUGGAGAAGGAGUGGGGCAAACUGCAUGUGUCCAUCCUGGAGAGAGAGAAGCUUCUGAGGCUCGAACUGGAGAGGUUGGAGCGGCUGCAACGUAUUGUCAGUAAGUUGCAGAUGGAGUCCGCUCUGUGUGAGGAGCAACUGAGCCAAGCCGAUACCUUACUUCAAACGGAUAUCCGCUUGAUGGCCGCUGGAAAGCAACCACAGCGAACUGGGGAGAUCGAGCAGGAUCUGGACAAAGCAGACGCCAUGAUUCGUGUGCUGUUUAAUGAUGUGCAGGCUCUUAAAGAUGGGCGACACCCUCAGGCAGAGCAAAUGUACCGAAGGGUUUACCAUCUCCAUGAGCGUUUGGUGGCAAUACGGACAGAAUACAACCUACGCAUCAAGGCAGGGGCUCCUCAUGUCGUCAUAUCGACUGUUCAAACCUCUGUAAGCUCAAAAAUGGAGGAUGCUACCCUGCGCUACCUGCAGAGUCUGCUUGCCUGGAUAGAGGACAAUCAGAAACAGAUCAAUGCUGCAGAAUGGGGUUCAGACCUGCCCAGUGUAGAGUCUCAGCUCGGAAGCCACCGUGGCCUCCAUCAGUCCAUAAACGACUUCAGAGCCAAGAUAGAACGGGCACGGGCUGAUGAGGGGCAGUUCUCAGGAUCACGUGGAACCUACCAGGAGUAUCUGGGAAAACUGGAUUUGCUGUAUGCCAAGCUACUGAAUUCAUCCAAGGGGCGUCUCCGGAAUCUGGAGAGUCUCAAUGGUUUUGUCGCUGCAGCCACAAAAGAGCUGAUGUGGCUGAAUGACAAAGAGGAGGAAGAGGUGAACUACGACUGGAGCGAGAGAAACAGUAACAUGUCCAGCAAGAAGGAUAAUUACUCGGGCUUAAUGAGAGAACUCGAACUGAAAGAGAAAAAGAUCAAAGACAUUCAGAGCAUGGGUGACAAAUUACUGGAAGAUGACCACCCGGCCAGGUCCACAAUAGAGGCUUUCCAGGCUGCGCUACAGACACAGUGGAGCUGGAUGUUGCAGCUAUGCUGCUGUAUUGAAGCUCAUCUAAAGGAAAACACCGCAUAUUUCCAGUUCUUUACAGAGGUGAAGGAUACGGAGGAUCAGCUUAAGAAGAUUCAGGAGACAAUGCGGCGGAAAUACACAUGUGACCGCUCGAUCACAGUGACACGACUUGAAGACCUUGUACAAGACAGCAUGGAUGAGAAGGAGCAGUUGGCGGAGUACAAAAACCAGGUUGCCAGCCUCGCCAAGCGGGCAAAGUCUAUUGUACAGCUUAAACCACGCAGUCCAGCUAACCAAAUAAAAGGCCAGCAGCCGAUCCAAGCCGUGUGCGACUACAAACAGCUUGAGAUCACUGUCCACAAGGGGGAUGAGUGUUUGCUAGUGAAUAAUUCACAGCCAUAUAAGUGGAAGGUUCUAAAUGCAUCAGGAAGUGACGCACUCGUACCUUCUGUCUGCUUCAUCAUCCCCCCUCCCAAUAAAGAGGCACUGGACGCAGUGAGCACAUUGGAGGGCAGUCAUCAGAACCUUCUCACCCUGUGGCACACACUGCAUAUUGACCUGAAGAGCUUGCUAUCAUACCAGUACCUGCUCAGAGACAUCCAGCUCAUCCAGUCUUGGUCUUUAGUAACGUUUCGCAGUAUGACAUCAGAGGAGUACAAGCUGGUGCUCAAAAACCUAGAGGUUCAUUUCCAGGAUUUCUUAAAGAACAGUCAGGAUUCUAGAAAUUUCCACCCUGACGACCGCAUGCACAUCGAGAGGGAAUACAGUUCAUGUAUGCAGAAAUAUGAUCUGCUCCUGCGCAGCCUUGAGAGAGGGGAGCAGGAUGAAAGUGCAUGUAAAAGUUACAUCUCUCAACUAAAGAACAUUCAGCUGCAGCUCGAUGGCUGUGAAUCGCGGACAGUGACCAAGAUUCGAUCACCUCUGGACAGGGAUCCCAUCAAGGAGUGUUCACAGAGGAUUGGAGACCAGCAGCAAAUUCACUUUGAGUUGGAGAGCAUCCAGAAGAGUCUGGACAAGGUCAAUGAAAAGACACAGAAGCUCCUGACCCAGCCUGACCUUGGCCCCACUGCCCCUGUCCUACGCUCUGAACUAGAAGUCACUUUGCAGAAGAUGGAUCAAGUCCACAGUUUGUCCACUAUCUAUCUGGAGAAGUUGAAGACUAUUAACCUUGUAAUCCGGAAUACCCAUGGAGCAGAGGAAGUUGUAAAAACAUACGAAGACCAACUGAAAGAAGUCCAGUCUGUGCCCUCAGACCUCAAAACACUGGAGACAAACAAGACUGAUCUCAAGAGGAUGCGCGGACAGGUGGAAGGUCACCAGCCUCUCUUUAGCAGCCUGGAGACUGAUCUGGGCAAGGCCCGUGAGGUGAGCGAAAGAAUGCUGCGAGCACACAGUGAGCGUGAUGUGGACCUAGAGAGGUACAGGGAGAAGGUGCAGGCCUUGCUUGAACGCUGGCAAGCCAUCAUUUUCCAGAUUGACAUAAGGCAAAGAGAGCUCGAGCAAUUGGGAAAACAGCUGCGCUACUAUAGGGAGAGCUACGAAUGGCUCAUCAAGUGGAUUAUGGAGGCCAAGCAAAGGCAGGAGAAGAUCCAAUCUGUACCAAUCACCGACAGUAAGACCGUGAAGGAGCAGCUACUCCAGGAGAAGAAACUGUUGGAGGAAAGUGAGCAGAACAGAGAAAAAGUAGACGAAUGCCAGAAGUAUGCAAAGCAAUACAUUGAUGCCAUUAAGGAUUUUGAGCUCCAACUCGUCACAUACAAAGCUCAGGUGGAGCCUGCUUCAUCUCCAGUCAAGAAACCAAAAGUACAAUCCACAUCGGAUAAUAUCAUUCAGGAGUAUGUGGAACUCAGGACCAAGUACAGCGAACUGACCACCCUGACCAGUCAGUACAUCAUAUUCAUCACCGAAACACUUAGACGCCUGGAGGAGGAGGAGAGAGCGACAGAGAAGCUGAAACAAGAGGAAAGGAGGAAGCUGGCCGAGGUAGAGGCUCAGUUGGAGAAACAGAGGCAGCUUGCUGAGGCCCAUGAACAGGCCAAAUCUAUGGCAGAGAAAGAAGCCAAGGAGCUGAGGCUGCACAUGCAAGAAGAGGUCUCCAGAAGGGAGAUUGUUGCUGUAGAUGCUGAGCAGCAGAAGAAGACCAUCCAGCAAGAGUUGCAUCAGAUGAAGCAAAACUCUGUAACGGAGAUUAAUGCAAAGCUCAAACUGAUCGAAGAGGCUGAAUACAGCCGCAAGAAGGUGGAGGAGGAGAUCAGGAUUAUCCGGCUACAGCUGGAAACUAGCCAGAAGCAAAAGUCUAGUGCAGAAGAUGAGUUGAGAGCUCUGAGAACUCGUGCUGAAGAUGCAGAGCGGCAGAAGAAGCAAGCACAAGAGGAAGCCGAUCGCUUGCGCAAACAGGUGAAAGAUGAGACCCAGAAAAAGCGCGAGGCAGAGGAAGAGCUUCAGCGAAAGAUACAAGCUGAGCGAGAUGCAGCUCGGGAAAAGCAGAAGGCUUUGGAAGACCUGGAAAAAUUAAGACUGCAAGCAGAAGAGGCAGAAAGGAGGAUGAAACAGGCAGAGUUUGAAAAGGAGAGGCAGAUCAAACAAGCUCAAGAAGUAGCCCAGCAAAGCGCAGAAACCCAGCUGCAGAGCAAGCGCAUGUCUUUCCUAGAGAAGACUACUCAGCUGGAGAUGUCUCUGAAACAAGAACAUAUAACCGUUACCCACCUGCAGGAGGAAGCAGAGCGUCUCAAGAAGCAGCAGCUGGAUGCAGAGAAUGCCAGGGAAGAGGCAGAGAAGGAGCUGGAGAAGUGGAGGCAGAAAGCAAAUGAAGCCUUGCGUUUAAGGCUUCAGGCAGAAGAGGUUGCUCACAAAAAAACUCUGGCUCAGGAGGAGGCAGAGAAGCAGAAGGAAGAUGCUGAACGAGAAACUAGAAAAAGAUCCAAGGCUGAAGAAUCAGCAUUGCGCCAGAAGGAACUGGCAGAAGAAGAGCUGGAGAAACAGAGAAAGCUGUCUGAGGACACAGCCCUUCAGAAGUUUUCUGCUGAGCAAGAGCUUAUACGGUUGAAAGCAGAAAUGGAGAGUGGAGAACAGCAGCGUAUUGUUCUGGAGGAGGAUCUUUACCGCCUCAAGAAUGAGGUGAAUGAGGCUAUACAGAGGAGGAAAGCUUUAGAGGAAGAGCUAGCUAAGGUGCGGGCAGAAAUGGAGAUCCUCUUGCAGGCCAAAUCAAAGGCAGAGGAAGAGUCUCGUUCUGCAAGUGAGAAAUCAAAGCAGAUGCUGGAAGAAGAGGCAGACAAGCUCCGAGAACUUGCCGAAGAAGCUGCAAGGUUACGUGCCCUCUCAGAGGAGGCCAAGAGGCAAAGGCAGCUGGCCGAAGAAGACGCCAUUCGGCAGAGAGCAGAAGCAGAGCGAAUUCUAAAGGAAAAGCUUGCCGCUAUCAAUGAAGCCACACGAUUGAAAACAGAAGCUGAAAUUGCCCUGAAAGAGAAGGAAGCAGAGAAUGAGCGUCUCCGAAGACUGGCAGAAGAUGAAGCUUAUCAGAGGAAGCUGCUAGAGGAGCAGGCAGCACAACAUAAACAGGACAUUGAGGAGAAAAUACUUCUUCUUAAACAGUCCUCUGAGAAUGAACUAGAGAGGCAGAAGAACAUUGUGGAUGAGACCAUGAAACAUAGGAGGUUGAUUGAAGAAGAAAUUCGAAUCCUGAAAAUUAAUUUUGAGAAGGCUUCUGAAGGCAAAUCUGAUCUGGAGCUUGAACUUCAGAAAUUAAAAGUCAUUGCAGAUGAAACUCAGCAGAGCAAAGAAAGAGCUGAGCAGGAGGCCGAGAAACAAAGACAGUUAGCUUUAAAGGAGGAGACCAGGCGCAGGGAAGCAGAAGACAAGGUCAAGAAGAUAAUAGCUGCUGAACAAGAGGCUGCCAGACAGCGUAAAGCAGCCUUAGAAGAAGUGGAUAGGCUUAAAGCCAAGGCAGAGGAAGCCAAAAAGCAGAAAGAACUAGCUGAGACGGAGGCAGAAAAACAAAUUCAGCUGGCUCAAGAAGCUGCCAGAAAUAAAAUUGAUGCUGAGGAAAAGGCCUACUAUGCUGCUGUCCAGCAAAAAGAACAGGAAUUAUUGCAAACAAGGAUCCAAGAGCAGAGCAUCCUUGAUAAACUGAAGGAAGAAGCUGAAAAGGCCAAACGCACAGCCGAAGAAGCUGAUCGAGCUCGUGCCAAGGCAGAACAUGAAGCUGCGUUGUCACGUCAAAGAGCUGAGGAAGCUGAACGUCAAAAACAGAGGGCCGAGGAAGAUGCUCAGGCUAAAGCUCUCGCACAGGAAGAUGCGGAAAAGAUCCGUAAAGAUGCGGAACUGGAAGCUGCGAAAAGGGGCCAGGCUGAGCAGGCUGCACUCAAACAGAAGCAGUUGGCUGAUGCUGAAAUGGAAAAACACAAGAAAUUUUCUGAAAAAACUCUCCGGCAAAAAGAGCAGGUCGAGAGUGAGCUGACCAAAGUAAAGCUGAGGCUGGAGGAAACUGACCAUCAGAAAAAUAUACUUGAUGAUGAGCUAGGCCGUCUUAAAGAGGAGGUGACUGAGUCAUUGCAGCAGAAGAAGCUUGUGGAGGAUGAGCUGUUUAAAGUUAAGAUACAGAUGGAAGAGCUGGUAAAACUGAAGAUUCGCAUUGAAGAGGAAAAUAAGAUGCUCAUUCUAAAAGACAAAGACAAUACCCAGAAGUUCUUACUGGAGGAAGCUGAGAAGAUGAAGCAGGUUGCUGAAGAUGCUGCUCGUUUGAGCAUAGAGGCCCAGGAAGCAGCUCGCCUGAGAAAGGUGGCAGAAGAUGGCCUUUCUGAGCAGCGGGCAUUGGCUGAGAAGAUGUUGAAAGAAAAGAUGCAAGCUGUUCAAGAAGCCACACGCUUGAAGGCAGAAGCAGAGCUCCUGCAGAAACAGAAAGAACUUGCUGUGGAACAGGCAAAGAAGUUGCAGGAAGAUAAAGAGAUGAUGCUCCAGCAGCUCGCGGAGGAAACAGAGGGCUUCCAAAAAACCUUGGAGGUUGAACGCAGGCGGCAAUUGGAAAUCAGUGCAGAAGCUGAACGUCUCAAGCUGCAAGUGGUAGAGAUGAGCAGGGCUCAGUCUAAAGCAGAGGAUGAUGCCAAGAAAUUUAGGAAACAGGCAGAGGAAAUUAGUGAGAAACUGCACAAGACAGAAUUAUCAACCAAAGAGAAAAUGACUGUGGUCCAAACUCUUGAAAUACAGAGACAGCAAAGUGAUAAAGAGGCAGAGGAUUUACGGAAAGCCAUUUCUGACCUCGAGAAGGAGAAGGAGAAACUAAAGAAAGAAGCAGAACUUUUGCAGAGAAAGUCUGAAGAGAUGGAGAAGACUCAAAAAGAACAGCUACGUCAAGAAACCCAAAGUCUUCAAUCUGUGUUCCUGUCCGAGAAAGAAAUACUAAUUCAGAAGGAGAAGUACAUUGAAGAUGAAAAGGCAAAACUAGAGAAACUCUUUGAAGUAGAGGUGAACAAAGCUCAAAAUUUGAAAGCUGAGAAGGAGCGACAGCUAAGUAAGCUUGAGGAAGAGAAAAGACUAUUGAAGGUUUCCAUGGAUGAUGCAAUGAGGAAACAGCUAGAGGCAGAGGACAAGGUUCAUCAGAAGCAAGAUGAGCUCCAGGAGCUAAAUAGGCAGCGGCAAGAACAAGAGCGACUGCUUGAAGAAGAAAAUAGGAAACUACGGGAGAGACUUGAGCAGCUGGAGCAAGAACAUAGGAUUGCACUGGAGAAAACCAAGGAGAUCGUGAUCCACAAAGAAACCAUUCUAACGCAGACAUCAGCCAUGCCAAAUGGAAAUACCACGGUCACUGAUGGCACAGCUCACAAUGGAGACUAUGAGAAUGCCUUUGAUGGCUUAAGACAGAAAGUAUCUGCCAACAAACUGUAUGAGGCUGGCAUCUUGACCAAAGAGAUGUUGGAUGAAUUGUCAAAGAAGUCGGUGACUGUGAAUGAUCUUUCCCAGCGAGAUGAUAUACGAAAAUACCUGCAAGGCAAGAGCAGCAUUGCUGGACUGCUGAUCAAACCCAGCAAUGAAAAAAUAAGCAUUUACAAUGCUAUGAAGAAAAAGCUAAUUACCCCUGGAACUGCCCUCAUUCUGCUAGAAGCUCAAGCAGCCUCUGGGUAUAUAAUGGACCCAGUAAGAAACAAAAAGCUGACUGUUAGUGAGGCUGUAAAAGAAAAUGUUAUUGGUCCUGAAAUACACAAUAAAAUGUUGUCUGCCGAAAGGGCAAUUACUGGAUACAAAGAUCCUUACACAGGAGACAAGAUUUCACUCUUCCAAGCAAUGAAAAAAGACUUGAUCGUAAAGGACCAUGGUAUACGUCUAUUAGAGGCUCAGAUUGCCACAGGAGGUAUUGUUGAUCCAGUCAAUAGUCAUCGUGUACCCUUGGAUGUAGCUUACAAACGAGGCUAUUUUGAUGAAGAAAUGAACAAGAUCUUGUCUGACCCAACAGAUGACACAAAAGGCUUCUUUGAUCCCAAUACCCAAGAAAAUCUUACGUACUUGCAACUUUUGGAGAGAUGUAUCGUAGAUCAAGAAACAAAGUUCUGUUUGCUACCUUUAACUGACAAAGCAGGAAAAGGAGAACUGGUAUACACAGAUUCAGAAGCAAAAGAUGUAUUCAAGAAAGCCACAGUUUCUGUUCCAUUUGGAAAGUUUGAAGGAAAGACUGUCACCAUCUGGGAAAUAAUCAACUCAGAAUAUUUUACUGAAGAACAAAGGCGAGAGCUCUUACGUCAGUAUAAGACUGGAAAAAUCACUGUUGAGAAGAUCAUUAAAAUAAUAAUCACUGUGGUGGAAGAGAGUGAGAAGAAGAAACAGCUGUGUUUUGAUGGACUAAGAGUCCCUGUACCAGCAGCAGAACUGGUAGAGAGUAAAAUCAUUGACAAAGACCUUUUCAACCAACUACACCAAGGCAAGAAGGCAGUCAAAGAAGCGUCUGAGUUGGAUUCUGUAAAAAAAUACUUAACUGGAUCCACAGCAAUAGCUGGUGUCCAAGUGGAAAAAUCUGGUGAAAAACUUACAUUGUACGAUGCUAUAAGGAAAAACCUGCUGAAGCCUCUUACUGCUCUUAGCCUACUUGAAGCCCAAGCUGGUACAGGAUACAUUAUUGACCCAAUCCAUAAUGAGCUCCUCCCUGUGGAUGAGGCAGUCAAAGCUGGUGUUGUUGGCCCAGAGUACCACGAGAAAUUGCUAUCUGCAGAAAAGGCGGUUACUGGAUACAAAGAUCCGUACACAGGACAGGCAUUGUCACUUUUCCAAGCUUUUAAGAAAGGCCUCAUCCCCAAAGACGGCGGUAUCCGUCUCCUUGAUGCACAGCUCUCUACUGGUGGAAUAAUUGACCCUAUAAAUAGCCAUCGCCUUCCACUUGAUGUUGCUUAUAAACGUGGACACUUAGAUGAAGAAACUAUUAGGCUUCUCUCUGAGCCUGUUGAUGAGAACACAGGAUUCUAUGACCCAAACAGUCAAGAAAACCUCACCUAUGCCCAGCUACAGACAAAAUGCAAAAUAGACAAGAAAACUGGACACUACUUGCUACCUCUCUCUGAACAAGCCAUACAAUCACAACUGGAAGAGGUUUACAAUGAUUCACAAGCAAAAGAAGCCUUUGAGAAGACAACCGUGGAGGUGCCUAGUGGCAUCUUUAAAGGAAAGACCAUUUCUAUUUGGGAGUUAAUACAUUCUGAAUACUUUACUGAAGAACAAAGAAGGGAGCUCAUCAGGCAGUACAAGACUGGCAAAGUUACAAUUGAAAAGAUAAUCAAAAUCCUUAUUACGAUUGUGGAAGAAACUGAAACCAAGAAACAACAGCGUCUUACAUUUACCGGUCUUCGAGCUCCUGUACCUGCUUCUGAACUGCUGGAGUCAAAAAUUAUUGACCUGUCUCAAUAUAAUCAGCUGAAAGAAGGCAAGAAAUCUGUAAAGGAAAUAUCAGAAACCGAUACCGUGAGACAGUAUCUGCAGGGCAGUGAUUGCAUUGCUGGUGUCUACCUAGAGGAAAGCAAGCUAAAGAUGAACAUCUACCAAGCCAUGAAGAGAAACUUCCUUAGACCUGGAACCGCUCUGGUACUUCUUGAAGCUCAGGCUGCUACUGGAUUUAUCAUUGAUGCUGUAAAGAAUCAGAAAUUCUAUGUCAAUGAGGCUGUGAAAGCUGGUGUAGUUGGGCCAGAACUGCAUGAAAAGCUUCUGUCUGCUGAAAAGGCUGUAACCGGCUACAAAGAUCCAUAUUCAGGAAACACAAUCUCUGUCUUUGAAGCUAUUCAAAAAGGUCUCCUCUUGAAAGAUCAUGGGAUACGACUUUUAGAAGCACAGAUAGCGACUGGAGGCAUUAUCGAUCCAGUGCACAGUCAUCGUGUUCCAGUGGAAGUUGCUUACAAACGAGGAUACUUUGAUGAAGCAAUGAACAAAAUCCUGUCUGACCCCACAGAUGACACCAAAGGAUUCUUUGAUCCCAAUACCCAUGAGAACCUUACAUAUCUACAACUGAAGGAUAGAUGUAUUAAAGAUCCAGACACUGGACUUAACCUUCUCACCCUAAAGAAGGAGAAACUAAGUCCAGCAGACACUGGUAAAAUCUAUAGUGAAGCAGAGACAAAGAAGGUAUUUGAAGAAACUAAAGUAGACAUUCCUUCUGGCAGCAUGGCUGGCUCUUCUAUGACCAUAUGGGAGCUAAUGCAGUCUGACUUGCUGCCUCAAGAGGAAAGAGAUCGUCUGAUGGAAGAGUUCCGUGCUGGGAAGUUGACAAAGGAACGCAUGAUUAUCAUUAUUAUUGAGAUAAUUGAAAAAACUGAAAUCAUACGGCAACAACAGACUUACUCAUAUGAUUUUGUCCGUCGCCGUAUCACAGCAGAGGAGUUGUAUGAGUCUAAGCUUAUAACCAUGGAAAUGUACAACAUGCUUAAACAAGGAAUAAAGACUAUUCAGGAAAUUAUACAAAUUGAGACUGUCUGGAGAUACCUCUAUGGCACAGGAUGUAUUGCGGGGCUGCAGCUGCCUGGCUCCAAGCAAGCUAUAAGUAUUUACCAGGCUAUGAAAAAGGGCUUUAUCACACCCGAUGUGGCGAAUGUACUUCUAGAUGCUCAGGCAGCUACUGGUUUUAUUGUUGAUCCUGUAAAGAAUGAACUUUUAACUGUAGAUGAGGCUGUGAGAAAGGGUGUUGUUGGUCCAGAAAUUCACGACAGACUCCUCUCUGCUGAAAGAGCUGUGACAGGGUACAGAGAUCCUUACACUGAGCAGAUGAUCUCCAUUUUCCAAGCAAUGAAGAAAGAUUUGAUUCCCUCUGAUCAAGCACUGAGGCUUCUUGAUGCACAAUUAGCAACAGGUGGAAUCAUUGAUCCUCGAUUUGGGUUCCACAUCCCACAUGAAAUAGCAUUCAUGCGUGGAUACCUCAACAACGAUACUCUGGACAUGCUGUCUGAGCCUAGUGAAGUCCGCAGUUAUGUGGAUCCAUCCACAGAUGAAAAACUCAGUUAUGCUCAGUUGCUGAAGAGAUGUCGUGGAGAUGAAAACAGCAAACUCUUCCUGCUGCCCCUUGCAGACAAGAGGAAGCUGACAUUCAAAGGUUUAAGGAAAGAUAUCACCAUGGAAGAACUGGUGCGCUCUGAAGUCAUGGAUGCAGCUACAGCCCAGCGACUACAAGAAGGACUGACCACUCUUGAAGAGGUCUCAAGAAACCUCCAAAAAUUCCUGGAGGGAACUAGCUGCAUUGCAGGUGUUUAUGUGGAAUCUUCCAAAGAAAGAUUCUCCAUCUAUCAAGCCAUGAAGAAAGGCAUGAUAAGACCAGGAACAGCAUUUGAAUUACUGGAAGCACAGGCUGCCACAGGUUACGUUAUUGACCCAAUCAAAGGUCUCAAGUUGGCUGUAGAAGAUGCUGUGCGCAUGGGUAUCGUUGGGCCCGAAUUCAAAGAUAAACUUUUGUCAGCAGAAAGAGCAGUGACAGGUUAUAAAGAUCCUUACUCAGGAAAGCUCAUCUCUCUUUUCCAAGCCAUGAAGAAAGGACUGAUUCUAAAAGAUCAUGGAAUCCGCUUACUGGAAGCACAGAUUGCAACUGGAGGCAUUAUUGAUCCAGAAGAAAGCCAUCGCUUGCCAGUGGAGAUGGCAUACAAAAGAGGUCUGUUUGAUGAGGAAAUGAAUGAAAUUCUUACUGAUCCAAGUGAUGACACCAAGGGAUUCUUUGAUCCUAAUACAGAGGAGAAUCUGACUUAUCUUCAGCUCAUGGAAAGAUGCAUUACAGAUCCAGAGACUGGACUCUGCCUUCUGCCUCUAAAAGAAAAGAAACGCGAAAGAAAGACUUCUUCUAAAUCCUCAGUCCGUAAACGCAGAGUGGUAAUUGUUGACCCUGAGACUGGUAAAGAGAUGUCCGUAUAUGAAGCCUAUCGCAAAGGGCUUAUUGACCAUCAAACAUAUAUAGAACUCUCUGAGCAAGAAUGUGAGUGGGAAGAAGUUACAAUCUCAUCUUCUGAUGGGGUAGUAAAAUCCAUGAUCACGGACAGAAGAUCAGGAAGACAAUAUGAUAUUGAUGAUGCCAUUUCAAAAGGCCUGAUUGACCAGUCGUCAUUAGACCAGUAUCGCUCCGGUACAUUGUCCAUCACAGAGUUUGCAGACAUGUUGUCUGGUAACAUGGGUGGAUUCCGCUCUAGAUCCUCAUCUGUCGGCUCUUCUUCCUCUUAUACAGCAAGUCCAGCUUCAAAGGCGCAACUAUCUUCUUGGAGUGAUCCAACUGAAGAGACGGGCCCUAUCGCUGGAAUAGUGGACACAGACACUUUAGAAAAAGUAUCUGUUACCGAGGCCAUGCAUCGCAACCUUGUAGAUAACAUCACUGGCCAACGUUUGCUAGAAGCUCAAGCAUGUACAGGAGGAAUCAUUGACCCUGUCACAGGGCAAAAAUAUGCAGUUGUUGAUGCAGUCAAUAAAGGUCUGGUUGACAAAAUCAUGGUAGACAGAAUUAACCUUGCCCAGAAGGCUUAUAAUGGAUUUGAAGACCCAAGAACAAAGACAAAAAUGUCUGCUGCUCAAGCUCUUAAAAAGGGCUGGCUUUACUAUGAGGCUGGUCAGCGCUUCCUAGAAGUGCAGUACCUCACUGGUGGACUUAUUGAGCCAGAAGUUGAAGGACGUGUCAGUCUAGAUGAUGCCCUCCAUAAAGGUACCAUUGAUACCCGGACAGCCCAGAAACUGAGAGAUGUGAACACCUACUCUAAGUAUUUGACCUGUCCAAAAACAAAACUCAAAAUCUCCUACAAAGAAGCCAUGGAAAAAAGUAUGGUGGAAGAUGGCACCGGUUUGAGACUCCUAGAAGCAUCCUCUCAGUCCAGUAAAGGCUACUACAGUCCAUAUAAUGUCAGCGGCUCUGGUUCAGCCUCAGGCUCCAGAUCAGGUUCCAGAACUGGAUCUAGGUCUGGCUCACGUCGAGGCAGCAUUGAUGCCACUGGCAAUGCAGGAUUUCAAAUGAGCUUUUCUUCUUCCUCAUACUCUUCCACAAGCUAUGGUCGUAGAUACACAACUGGUCCUCAAGGUGUCCCUUUUGACAUGGCUGAAUUGACAAAUGCACUGUUAAACCUACAUCAAAGCUGCAGUCAGGAAGCAAGCAGGGGGCACGAAGCUUUAGCAGCCCCCGUACAUGUCCUAGUAUAGGAUAUUCCAUCCCAGUCUCAUGAACUCAAACACCCCUUUCCCUGCUCUGCAUGUGGUGAAGCUGUACUUGGAUUUUUUUAUUUUAUAAAUAUAUAUAUAUAUAAAUAUAUAACACUCAAUUUAUUUCUAACUGUACUCCAAAGCAGUGCCUAAACUUUUAACCAAAAAGCCUGAAAGAAAACUAUUUUAGCAAGGUGGCAAAAUAAAUUCAUGUUCUUAUAAAUGUUGUUUGUAUAUUGAGAGAUGACUAAGAGAAGGCUAUCAUCUGGCACCAGAAUUUUUGCACGGACAUUCCUGCACACAGGUGUCCACCUCUUACUGGCCAUGUACAGAGCAGAGGAAAACCCACCAGCAAAUGGCAGGAAUUAAGCCAAAACGCAUCAUACACUCCCUGUAACCUGUACUCUGUUGAACUCUAGAUUACAAUAAAUGUACUAAACUUGAGCCUGACUACUGAAGCAUGAUCCACCUGGAAACCAUUGUCACCCAUCACUGCAUAUAUGCACCCACAAUAACGUACCUCCUGUUGCUCAUCAAGUAAAGCAAAACCUUGUUCUCCAGCCUUUGCACAUCAGACUCCUAGUGGGGACGCCGACACCGGAGAUUACAUGAAGAGAAUCAGCAUCUUCCCGGGUUCUCACUGUACACAGAGAAUAUGAUUUACUUCCCCUCUUCCUCAACCCUCUUGUGUGUUCUUCAUGUUCGUCUUCCAGAAUCCCCCUCCAUGAGGCCCUUAAAGGACUUCCAACUGGCCUCUCUCCAACUGGAUCUAUAUUUAUUGGUGAAUGUGCCCCCUGUCCUGAGGUUACUGCCCCUUGGAGAAGACACGAACCUGAAACAAUUAGUUCCCCAGAAGCAGCUAUGCACCCCCAAAUCCAGAGCAUCAAGAUGGACCAUCUGUCCUGUUGGAGGGGGUCACCCCAAUUCACUGUUCAGGAAAUAAAAGACCAGUUGCUGUCCUCUCCCUGUCUCUCCAUUUGCAGUUGGUGUGACUGUGACAGCAUUAUUGGAAAUCUUACUUCCCUCUCCAUGCCUCUGGUCCUGGGCCCUUAAUUGUGGCUUAUUCUGGAAAGGCCUCAUCUGUCUGUCCGUCUGUCGUCUGUCCCUCCUCCCCCCCCCCCCCCCCCCCCCUGUCCCACUCUGAUUCUCUGCACUCCCCAUUAACUAUGUCUGAGAUGGUAAUGCAUCUAGUUCCCUUUCUGCAUUUUGUACUUUAAGCAUACCCACCACCCUACGUGUCCCGUUAGCCCUCAACCAAGGGUGUGACUAUUAAUGGAACUACAUGCCUUCAUCGUUCAGACCAUCUUCAUCAUCACCCAGACACUCCAUCCUCAUCUGCGUUCUCUGCCACUGCUGAAUUCUUGCCAUUUAUUGUGACUUUAUUACAUAAACCCUGCUGUACUUCACCUCGUGGCCAACAAGAGUGACAAUGGUCAAAAGAAUUUGUAUUGAAAUGAACAAAUAGCUAAUAUUUCAUUUUUGACCCCUUUGCUUCCAAACCGGUAACACUGCCUUGUCUGGCAGCAAAAGGGUUACUGCUCACAGUAGUCUGUUCUUAAAAUAAAUUAAUGGUGUGUUCUCUCUGCCGAGUCCACAUACUGCUGUCACGGUUUGUCGACAAAACCCCCAAUUUUCGUUGUAUUAAGAGUGGCCGUGACAGUUCAGUGUAAAUAAUGCAUUUCCUGAAAUCUCGUGCAGACUUUAUAGUUUCCAUUUGAAAUGCCAUGUUACAAAUUGGAGCUUCCAACAUGUGCUGGGUUCCAUCCCAGAUACAGUUAUUGCUUUUGUGCUUGUUUUUUGGGUGGGUGUGUUGGGAUAAAGGGGUAAAUUUCUUAUUGCCAUUGCAAUUUGUAUCCUUAAUCCCGCCAGCGUUGGCAAGCAGUAACUGUCUGGUACUCCAGUGUUGGACAGUGCUCCUUGGCUCGAACACUAAAGAAUUGUAUAUAAGGAGAUGUUUGUUAAACAUGUUGCAGAAUCAUGCCUCUCUCAAUGCAAAACAAAAAGUAAACUGAUAUCAUACCAAGA